AUGAGUAAUACGACUUACGAGCACUUAGCUGGUAAAAUGAUCAAGUCGCCAAAGGAUAAGUAUGGCUUUACAAAAACUAGUACAUCCGACGAAGAAGAAGCGACACUUUCAGGGGCAAAUUGUAACAUAAAUCAUUCUGUCAAUACUACUCCUGUACGAAGCAAAACUAACAAAAGCAAUAAGAAUAGAAAAGUAUCAAAUACGGUAAAAAAUAGAUUGUAUAAAGAUCCACUUCAAGUCGAUAACGAGCUCAAGUCUGCGAACAAAUUUGAGAAAAAUACUCCAAUAAUAAAUAGCAAUAAGGAAAGAGGAAAUAAGCCAUCGUUUACGACUGAAAUUUUAGCGAUGAUGGAGUAUUUUUACACAUUGCAAUACUGUAUUAAGCUGAUCAAGACUUCAGAGUUGACCUUGUUGCGAGGAGCGAAAAUUAUGACUGUCGACGAUAUUUUAUUACAAUUUAGAAAAAAUAAGAAGAAGUAUAAGCACAUUUUAAAAAUCCUCAAUUUUAAGGAAGCUAAAGCUAAAACGCUAAAGCAUUACAUGUAUGCUGAAGAUGAUAUUAAUUAUGCUAAUAUAACCGAUCAUAGCUUUGAAUUAGAUCGUGACGAAAUUCAAGCUGAAAGAACUGAAAGAUUGGAAAUACUAACACGUAAAAUGGAUCAAUCACAAUAUUUAGAGUUUUCAGAAUGUCGUCAAGUUACUUUUUAUGCUAAACCAAACGUGCAAGCGAUUGAAUUACUGAGUGUCCUUGCAUAUGAGACCGUUGGAAGAGUUAUAGAGCUUUCUUUAAUUGUUAAAGCCGAUACAGAACAUAGAAGCAGUGACUGUUUCUUAUUGCAUUCGAAUCGACUAUGCCUAUCAACUGCUCCUUCCCCCGAGUUUUCGGAAACUAGUUCUCAGCUACCCUCUACUUCUGGAAUUACUGGCAAACGAAAAAGAUCUCAUAAGGAUCAAGAUAGUUGGAAUUUUCCCGGUGAACCGAUUUAUCCGCAUCAUAUACAAGAGGCUAUUCGUAGAUGCGACACUAUAUUGGGACCAAUGUGUCCAUUUACUGUUAGUUUAUUUCAUUGA
Trichoplax adhaerens is the source of this 1071-nucleotide messenger RNA. RefSeq lists its product as uncharacterized. The record is from RefSeq and is a predicted model, not a curated record. The transcript is spliced from 10 exons. NCBI's taxonomy places the organism in Eukaryota, Metazoa, Placozoa, Uniplacotomia, Trichoplacea, Trichoplacidae. Gene Ontology annotation, molecular function: transcription coactivator activity. The coding region runs from base 1 to 1071 and encodes 356 amino acids. Gene Ontology annotation, biological process: transcription by RNA polymerase II.